ACGUCAGAAUAAUUCCAUCUUCAUGAGAAUUACAAAAAGAACCACAAACCAAACCUCCAAAUUGAUUCUAAGAUAAAAUACCCUUAAAAAAAUUUCCCUUCCUAUCCGAAGGCAGACGAAGAGGAAGUUUAUCCCUCCCCCCACCCUCACAAAUUCCCCAGAGAGCUUUCAUCUAAAACGUUUGACUCUGGUUAGAUACCCAGCGAGCAUCUUCUCUGAACCUCUUGUUUCCUCCAUGGCAAGCUCCAGAGAAUAAGAAGGCAGAUUCAAGAUUCCCAUGGGCCUCAGGACGACUAAACAGAUGGGGAGAGGCACUAAACCUGGUCACCAAGAGUAUCAUAUGGCAAAGGAACCAGUGGAAGACACAGAUCCCAGCACUUUAUCCUUUAACAUGUCAGACAAAUAUCCCAUUCAAGAUUCGGAACUCCCCAAAGCUGAAGAAUGUGAUGCAAUUACUUUGAACUGCCCACCAAAUUCAGAUAUGCAAAAUCAGGGAGAAGAAAAUGGCUUUCCAGAUAGCACUGCAGAUCCCCUUCCAGAGAUCAGCAAGGACAACUCCUGCAAAGAAAACUGUACUUGUUCCUCCUGCCUGCUCCGGGCCCCCACCAUCAGUGACUUGCUCAAUGAUCAGGACCUAUUAGAUGUGAUCAGGAUAAAGCUGGAUCCAUGUCACCCAACAGUGAAAAACUGGAGGAAUUUUGCAAGCAAAUGGGGGAUGCCCUAUGAUGAAUUGUGCUUCCUGGAGCAGAGGCCACAGAGCCCCACCUUGGAGUUCUUGCUCCGGAACAGUCAGAGGACGGUGUGCCAGCUGAUGGAGCUCUGCAGGCUCUAUCACAGGGCCGACGUGGAGAAGGUUCUGCGCAGGUGGGUGGAAGAGGAGUGGCCCAAGCGGGAGCGUGGAGACCAUUCCAGGCACUUCUAGAGCGCUUCUUUUUCCGUCCUUGGCCUCUUUGGACGUUGAAACAACCAUGAGUCAAGAAGGAAUGUGAAUCAGUUCUUUUGUAAGAGUUUAGGAUAAUGACAUGAAACGGUGGACACUGGUUUUCCCCAAAGUUGGCGGUUUCGUGGAGGGGUAGCUUGUUUUGGUGGCGGAUCUCUGUUUAUUUUUGCACAUCUGUUUUAAUUUAAUAUUUGAAUCUGGAAUUAGGAAAAGAUAUUUUCUAGUCUGCUGUAAGGGCCAAAGUCCUACAAUCGGAAUGGAUUCAUGCCAUGAUGAAAAUAAAAUGAUCCUCUCCCUGAAAUACGGCUAAAGAUUUAAAUAGGUCCCGAGACUGUUGAGAGCCCCAGACAUACACACAACAUUAUAUGUAACAUCCCUCCUGAUCAGUGCCACUCCCACAGUUUCAAAGCAAACAGCCAUGAGGAACACUCCCCUUGGUGUCUGCAACACCCUCUGCUUUUCUCCUAGGCAAUGAGAACCAGAAGCUAGAAAUUCACCAUGUCUAUUCUCAAGAUCCAUGCCAGGGAGAUCUUUGACUCUCGUGGGAAUCCCACUGUUGAGGUUGAUCUCUUCACUGCAAAAGGUCUCUUCAGAGCUGCCGUGCCCAGUGGUGCUUCAACUGGUAUCUAUGAGGAGGCCCUAGAGCUCUGGGACAUGCUAAGACUCGCUAUAUGGGGAAGGGUGUCUCAAAGGCUGUUGAGCACAUCAAUAAAACUAUUGCACCUGCCCUGUUUAGCAAGAAACUGAACGUCACAGACCAAGAGAAGAUUGACAUACUGAUGAUCGAGAUGGAUGGAACAGAAAAUAAAUCUAAGCUUGGCGUGAAUGCCAUUGUGGGGGUGUCCCUCGCUGUCUGCAAAGCUGGUGCUGUUGACAAAGGGGUUCCCCUGUACCACCACAUCGCCAACUUGGCUGGCACUUCCAAAGUCAUCGUGCCAGUCCUGGCAUUCAGUGCCAUCAAUGGCGGUUCCAUGCUGGCAGCAAGCUGGCCAUGCAGGAGUUCAUGAUCCUCCCAGUGGGUGCCACAAACUUCAGGGAAGCCAUGCACACUAGAGUGGAGGUUACCACAACCUGAAGAACGCCAUCAAGGAGAAACAUGGGAAAGACACCAAUGUAGGGGCUGAAGGCGGGUUUGCUCCCAAUGUCCUGAAGAAUAAAGAAGGCCUGGAGCUGCUGAAGCCUGCGAGUGGGAAAGCUG
Sapajus apella (tufted capuchin) is the source of this 2138-nucleotide messenger RNA. RefSeq names its product EDAR associated death domain (gene EDARADD). Gene Ontology annotation, biological process: signal transduction. NCBI's taxonomy places the organism in Eukaryota, Metazoa, Chordata, Mammalia, Primates, Cebidae. The transcript has 6 exons. The record is from RefSeq and is a predicted model, not a curated record. Gene Ontology annotation, molecular function: protein binding. Bases 278 to 922 code for a protein of 214 amino acids.